Messenger RNA from Sordaria macrospora k-hell, 429 nucleotides. RefSeq lists its product as uncharacterized. Gene Ontology annotation, molecular function: phosphatidylinositol-3-phosphate binding. Gene Ontology annotation, cellular component: retromer complex; early endosome membrane. The record is from RefSeq and is a predicted model, not a curated record. NCBI's taxonomy places the organism in Eukaryota, Fungi, Ascomycota, Sordariomycetes, Sordariales, Sordariaceae. Gene Ontology annotation, biological process: late endosome to Golgi transport; endocytic recycling.
AUGCAGUCCCUCCCAGACACGCGACAACAGUCCUUCGAUGAGAUCUACGGACCGCCUGAGAACUUUCUGGAGAUCGAGGUCCGCAACCCACGAACCCACGGUAUCGGCCGUCACAUGUAUACCGACUACGAGAUCGUAUGUCGCACCAACAUCCCCGCCUUUAAGCUGCGGCAGUCGACGGUGCGCCGUCGCUACUCGGACUUUGAGUACUUCCGCGACAUCCUGGAGCGCGAGAGCGCUCGCGUGACGAUCCCCCCUCUUCCGGGCAAGGUGUUCACCAACCGGUUCAGCGACGACGUAAUCGAGGGCCGCAGGGCCGGGUUGGAGAAGUUCCUCAAGAUCGUCGUGGGACAUCCCCUGCUGCAAACAGGGAGCAAAGUGUUGGCUGCUUUUGUGCAGGACCCCAACUGGGACCGCAACGCAUGGUGA